Molecule: messenger RNA, 1281 nt
Organism: Ostrea edulis (European flat oyster)
Lineage: Eukaryota; Metazoa; Mollusca; Bivalvia; Ostreida; Ostreidae
Product: serine/arginine-rich splicing factor 4-like
Exons: 8
Coding region: 96-980 (294 amino acids)
Biological process (GO): alternative mRNA splicing, via spliceosome; mRNA splice site recognition
Cellular component (GO): cytoplasm; ribonucleoprotein complex; nucleus
Molecular function (GO): mRNA binding
Source: RefSeq, a predicted model, not a curated record
GCGCUUUACUAUUUUGUAAGCGCUCGAUGCCUUGCGCCAUAUUGAAGUUGAAAACUAAAACAAGUUGAAGUUAUUCUAUAAAUUGAUAAGUAACCAUGGGAACUAGAGUAUACAUAGGGCACCUUUCCUAUCAUGCUAGAGAGCGAGAUGUGGAAAGGUUUUUCAAGGACUAUGGGAGAAUCCGAGAUGUUAUGUUGAAAAAUGGUUACGGCUUUGUUGAGUUUGAUGACUACAAGGACGCAGAUGAUGCAGUGUAUGAAUUGAAUGGGAAGGAACUCUGUGGAGAAAGAGUGUCUAUUGAGCACGCUCGAGGCACCGUCCGUGGCGGGGGCGGUGGUGGUGGUGGUGGGUACCGGGGAGACAGUCACUACCGGGACAGCAGCUACAACAGGAAACCAAUGUGGAUUGACAAGUACGGCCCACCAACUAGAACAGAUUAUAGACUUAUUGUGGAAAAUCUCUCCUCACGAGUCAGUUGGCAGGACCUCAAAGACUACAUGAGACAAGCAGGGGAGAUUACCUACGCUGAUGCUCACAAACAGCACAAGAAUGAGGGGGUUGUGGAGUUUGCCACCUAUUCGGAUAUGAAAAAGGCUAUUGAUAGAUUGGAUGGAACCGAGAUUAAUGGCAGAAAAAUUCGGCUGGUUGAGGACAAACCCAAGAGAAGCAGAAGAGACUCAAGAAGCCGCUCUAGAUCAAGGAGCAGGAGGAGGAGAUCCAGGAGCCGUUCAAGAAGCCGAUCCAGAAGUCGAUCCCACAAGAGGAGGGCAUCUUCAAGAAGCCGAAGUAGAAGCAAGUCUCGCAGCCAAAGUCGAUCCAGGUCCAGAUCUGGAUCAAGGGACAGAUCCAAGUCCAAAUCAAGAUCCAAGUCCAGGUCUAAGUCCAAAUCAAGAUCCAAGUCCAGGUCGCCCUCAAGGUCCAAAUCAAGGUCAAAGUCCCCAGUCAAAGAGGAUGAAGCGGAGGGAAGGGAGGAAAAUUGAGCAUCAAUGCAUUAACACUGCAGGGAGUGUGGGAAAUAUUGACAUACUAAUGGAGGAAUUUUAGCAUUUCAUGUGUGAAGUGUUCCCAGGCUUUAUAUUCUGUAAUGGCUGAUCUUGUUUCCAUUAGUGUUGGAAGCUGUUAACUUCCUGACAUUUUCCACUCACUACUUUUAAAGAGGGUCAUUGCUGUUAUUAAAGCUUUUGUAUAUAGGUAACAUUGCCAUUGACACAAAAAUCAUCUCAUUUAAUGAUUAUGAUUUUUUUUUUCAGACAUGCAAAAAUAAAUUUUGUGAAAAUAUUA